AAAACACCAAACAGCCUCGCGGAGUUAAGGGACGGGACGGGUGUCCGGCGCCGGAGGGAACCUCAUGGAGAGCUCCAGCGCCUGGUGGCAGCUCCUGCUGGGGCUUUGGAUCGCCUUCUCCGCCUUCAGCGGCAUCCGAGGAAUGCCGGCCAGCUGAUCUUCCAGAAACUGGAAAACCAUGUGACUGGCACACAUGCGCACUCCGGCAACUAGAAGCUCAGCUUCCCAGUGCACCAGAGGUGAUUUCUGUGAGGUAAAUCAAUGCCAGAAUGGAGGAACGUGCUUGAAGAGUCUAGAAGAUCAGUCUCCUUUCUUCUGCGUCUGUGAAGAUGGCUUCACUGGCCCAACCUGCAAUGAAACUGAGAAAGGUCCCUGCCAUCCAAAUCCAUGCAAGAACGAGGGGGAAUGCAGGUUACUUCCCAAUCGGGGUGAUGCCUUCAGUGAAUACAUGUGCAUAUGUCGUCCCGGGUAUAACGGCAAACACUGCCAGCACAACAUGAAUGAAUGCGUUUCCCAGCCUUGCAAGAAUGGAGGGACCUGCCUGGAUCUGAAGGGCAACUUCGACUGUAAAUGCCCCUCACCCUUCGUGGGGAAGACCUGCCAGAUGCGCUGCAGAGAUGAGCUGGGCAUGCAGACAAGAGCUAUUGCAGACACCCAGCUUACAGCAUCAUCAAUGUAUUACGGCUUCCUGGGCGUGCAACGCUGGAGCCCUGAACUCGCUCGCCUCCACAACGGAGGAGUUGUGAACGCCUGGACAGCCAGCAGCUAUGACAAAAAGCCUUGGAUUCAGGUCAAUCUGUUGAAAACAAUGUUCCUCUCUGGGAUUGUUACUCAAGGGGCAGGCCGUGGAGGAUUCUCAGAGUACGUCCAGACUUACAAAGUUUCCUACAGUCUAGAUGGACGAGUAUUUCAAUUCUACAAAGAUGAGAACCAGAACCAGGAAAAGAUUUUCUCGGGCAAUCAAGACAAACAUACCCCAGUGACCAACAUGUUUCAUUCUCCAAUCAUCGCCCAGUAUUUCCGAAUCCAUCCAGGGACGUGCUAUCGUGGCUGCACGAUGCGGUUUGAACUGAUUGGCUGUGAAAUGAAUGUGUAUUUCAACACGGCAGGUUGCUUGGAUCCACUGGGCAUGAAGUCCCGUCUCAUCUCUGACCGGCAGAUCACAGCCUCCAGCGUGUACAAGACCUGGGGCAUAAGUAAGAUGGCUUGGCACCCUUACUACGCUCGCCUUGAUAACACUGGGAAAUCCAAUGCCUGGACUGCCCUCACUAACAAGGCAGGCGAGUGGCUUCAGAUUGAUCUUCAGAAAUUGAAAAAAGUGACUGGGAUCGUAACACAGGGAGCACGAGAUUUUGGACACAUCCAAUACGUAGCAGCCUACAAAGUGGCCUACAGCAAUGAUGGGAAAACCUGGACUUUGUACCAUGACAGCAGGACAAACAGCAUCAAGAUAUUCCAAGGCAACCAUGACAACAAUUCUCACAAGAAGAACGUGUUUGAUGCGCCCUUCUACGCCCGCUUUGUCCGCAUCUUCCCCGAGGCUUGGCACAACCGCAUCACUUUGCGAAUGGAACUCCUGGGAUGCGACGAGUAGAUGGUUGACCAUAGGAGAGAUGAGGGGGUCAAGAAUCGGACUGCUCCACAUCUCCCCAUGGAUGCUCUUUCCCUUUUUUCCCCCCUCAGAGAUCCCGUGGGGCUUUCAAUCUUUAUCAUCAUCUCCUCCAUCUUUUAUUUUUUGCACCGUUCGUAAGAAUGUCUCGUCUUUCACGGGUUGGGCGUUGCCAAGCUUUUAAAGAUGGUAUCAGGAGCUGGUGAAAGAAGGAAUUUUAGUAUGUCCUACCUGGCGCUUUUCUGCCCCUUCUUGCUUUCUCAAAUUAUGCGGCUGGCUCUUUGAGGCAGGGUUGCCCGGUCUGUAUGAUUGCGGUACGGCCUUCUCAAUGGGUUCCCAACACUGCACUUUAAGGACCCUUUUUCUGUGGCAGGACUCUCUAUUUUUAAAGUCCUGCCAAGUUUCGGGUUCUCCUGGAGCAUGACCAAACACUGUAGAUUUCAGUCAGUUUUUCGCAGUCAUUCUUUCUCUCCAAGGCACCCUCAAAACUAUAAUUUGGGGAAACUUUGAGCUCUCUAGCAGAGGUCCUCCCUUCCUCUAGCAAUUACAGUCCCCAGGAUUCUGUUUUUAGACAGCUGAUGUGCAUUUUAUGGAACAUCCCGGUUUUGAAAAUUAAAUAGAUGCGCCCAGUUUUGUGUGUCAGUCCAGUUGCUGAGGGAGAAUAAGUCAUCUUCGCUAAUCCUUCUCCCGCCUGAGAAACAUACGUCACAAUGCUCUCAGCUCCAGCCAAUUCCCACCUGUUCCCACCUAUUUAACUUUGCCACCAUGAGGGCUAGAAACUUUAUUUCCUUUUUUAGCCAUGAGAACUAGAUUUUUCACUUGCAGGAAUUCUGCUUUUAGACAGCUGGUGUGCAUUUUAUGGACAAAGGAACAGGUAGUUUUGCCAUCUCGGUUUUGGGAAUUAAAUAGAUGCGCCGAGUUGUUGUGUGUGUGUGUGUGUGUGUGUGUGUGUGUGUGUGUGUGUAUGUGUGUGUGUGUAUUGUUCCACUCCAGCUGCUGAGGGAGAAUAAGUCAUCUUCGCUAAUCCUUCUCCUGCCUGAGGAACCUACAUCACAAUUCUCUCAGCUCCAGCCAAUUCCUACCUGCGCUUCUAUUUAACUUUGCUACCAUGAGGGCUAGAAAGUUUAUUUUCUUUUUUUUUGUUAAGCCACGAGAAUGAGAUUUUUCACUUGCACGGAUCUUGCUGUUUUGUCUU
This is a messenger RNA of Ahaetulla prasina, 2804 nucleotides long. It is a transcript of the gene MFGE8, whose product is annotated as milk fat globule EGF and factor V/VIII domain containing. The coding region runs from base 194 to 1594 and encodes 466 amino acids. Lineage: Eukaryota; Metazoa; Chordata; Lepidosauria; Squamata; Colubridae. The record is from RefSeq and is a predicted model, not a curated record. The transcript has 11 exons. Gene Ontology annotation, molecular function: calcium ion binding.